UUUUUUGAUUGGCUUCCAUUCAAUGCAACAGAAUGUUUAAAUUAUUUUCUUUUGUUAUCUUCCAUUGUUGGCUUCAUGCUCAAGUGUUAGGCAAAGAUGCAGUAGUAUACAGUACAGUCUGUUUCCUCAGACACAGGCGUUGUAAAAAGUUAUGAUUUAAUUUAGUUUAAUUGGAGACAACGUGGCAGAACAAUACUGACUGGUUUCUCUCGCCGCAGCACUCCUGCUGCUGCUGCCAUCGACCAAUCACGAGCAGGACAGUAGCGAGAGAGACUGACUGUGUGAGGACAGGCAGGUGGGGAUCCAGACCUCUGCAGCUCCAUCACUGGCUGGACUCAACUGUUGCUUCAAAUUCAGCUUCUGUCGCUGCACCAGGAUGUCAGAGACGAUGAUGAAGACGAGGAUGCCUCCACUGCUGCUCUGUCUGCUCCUCCUCAUCCUCCGGGGAGAGAGUAAACCCACAGGGAUGAGAAACCGAGUGCACCAGGAGGAGGCGCUCAGUGAACUGGAGCACGACGAUGAAAAAAACUACUACUUUGACCACGAGGUUUUUCUGGGCAAAGAAGACGCGAAAGUCUUUACGCUGCUGACGCCCGAGGAGAGUAAACAGCGGCUCAGCAUCAUAGUGGACAAGAUGGACGUGGACAACGAUGGAGCCAUCUCGCUGAAGGAGCUCUCCCUCUGGGUGAAGCACGCUCGGGCCAAAAACAUUUUCAGAGAAGUGCAGAACCGGUGGAAAGAAUUUGACGCCAACGAAGACGGUAUGAUCAGCUGGGACGAGUACAAGAACACCACCUACGGACUGUUCCUGGCGCAACCUGAGCUGGCUGACCACGACCACACCAGGAUGGCCCAACGGGACGAGAGGCGUUUCCGAGCGGCAGACAGGAACGGAGACAUGAUGGCCGACCUGAAAGAGUUCACUAAUUUUAUUUAUCCCGACAGCUUUCCUCACAUGAGGCACAUUGUGGUGCAGGAAGCAAUCGAGGACCUGGACAGGAACAACGACGGUGUGAUUGAUGAGAAUGAAUACAUCGGUGACGUAAUUACUGAUGCUGACACAGAUAAGGAUCUUGAUUGGAUGACACGAGAACGUCAGGCCUUUAAAGAAUCGAAAGACAAGAACAAAGACGGGGUCAUGGACAAAAAGGAAAUCCAGGACUUGAUUUUCCCGCCAGAUUACGACUUCACUGAUGUGGAGGCGAGACAUCUGGUUAACACCACAGACGCCAACAAGGAUGGUAAACUGACAAAGGAGGAGAUUCUGGACAAAUACCAAGUUUUUGUAGGAAGUCAUGUGACAAACUAUGGGAAGGCCUUACACGAUGAAUUUUAGAAACAAGAACAACAUUCUGGAGUUCUAAGAAUGUAUUUGUUUUGAAAAAGUUCUGAAAAGUUUACUUUGGAAAAGGAGGUGGAAUUAGGCAUAUUUACUAUUUCCUUUUUUUUUUGCACUGGGCACUUCUUUCUUCUCUGUUGUUUGUGCAGUUAUC
Cynoglossus semilaevis (tongue sole) is the source of this 1493-nucleotide messenger RNA. Its product is annotated as calumenin-A-like. Bases 377 to 1336 code for a protein of 319 amino acids. Gene Ontology annotation, cellular component: endoplasmic reticulum. Lineage: Eukaryota; Metazoa; Chordata; Actinopteri; Pleuronectiformes; Cynoglossidae. The record is from RefSeq and is a predicted model, not a curated record. Gene Ontology annotation, molecular function: calcium ion binding. The transcript is spliced from 7 exons.